AUGGGUAGUUUCGAGGCGGUGACGGAGAAGUCGGCGACGACGCCGAGGUGGGUGGUGACGUGCAUGGUGGGAGGGGUGAUCGUAGGGGUGUCACUGAUGGGUGCAUACUCUACCCAGCUUGGAAUGUUCUGGAAGACCCGAAGACGCCACAAGAAACCCGUUCGCGUCUACAUGGACGGUUGCUUUGACAUGAUGCAUUAUGGCCAUUGCAAUGCCCUUCGCCAAGCUCGUACACUCGGUGACCAGUUGAUUGUUGGGGUUGUUAGUGACGCCGAGAUCAUUGCCAACAAGGGUCCCCCCGUUACCCCUCUUCACGAAAGGUUGAUGAUGGUGAAUGCAGUGAAGUGGGUGGAUGAGGUUAUUCCUGAAGCUCCAUAUGCAAUAACCGAGGAGUUCAUGAAGAAGCUUUUUGAUGAGUACAAGAUAGAUUACAUUAUUCAUGGGGACGAUCCUUGUGUUCUUCCGGAUGGAACUGAUGCUUAUGCUCAUGCUAAGAAGGCUGGUCGGUAUAAGCAGAUAAAGCGCACUGAAGGGGUUUCAAGCACUGAUAUUGUUGGUCGCAUGCUUCUCUGCGUAAGAGAAAGGUCUGUAACUGACAGUCACAAUCAUUCUUCUUUACAAAGACAGUUCAGCAAUGGCCAUAGUCCUAAGUUUGAUGCUGGUGCACCUGCAACAACUGCAAGUGGAACUCGUAUAUCUCAUUUUCUACCUACAUCUCGUAGAAUUGUUCAGUUCUCAAAUGGGAGGGGUCCAGGACCUGAUUCUCGCAUUGUAUAUAUAGAUGGUGCUUUUGAUCUCUUUCACGCAGGACAUGUGGAGAUCUUGAGGCUUGCUAGGGAUCUCGGAGAUUUUCUUCUUGUUGGAAUACACACUGAUCACACAGUCAGUGGCAACCAGAAAAUACACUAUGGAAAUAAGCCAGAUGAAUUGUUGGCAAAUGUCAGAUGCAUUCUGGGCAUGCCAAAUAAAAACUUUGGACAAAGUAGCGUUUCAUGGGAGCUGGACAUAUUGGUUGACUGGGAUUGGGGGGGGGGCAGUGCAACUAGAGGAUCACAUCGUCCUAUCAUGAAUCUUCAUGAAAGAAGUCUAAGUGUUUUAGCAUGUCGCUAUGUGGAUGAGGUCAUAAUUGGUGCUCCAUGGGAGGUGUCCAAAGAUAUGAUCACUACAUUUAACAUCUCAUUAGUUGUGCAUGGAACCAUCGCAGAAAAUAAUGAUUUUCAGAAGGAACAAUGCAAUCCAUAUGCUGUUCCUAUUAGCAUGGGCAUCUUCAAACUUUUAGAAAGUCCUCUGGAUAUAACAACUACUACAAUAAUUAAAAGAAUUGUCUCAAAUCAUGAGGCAUACCAGAAACGAAAUGAGAAGAAGGGGGAGAGUGAGAAAAGAUACUACGAGGGGAAGGGUCACGUGUCAGGAGACUAA
This is a messenger RNA of Sphenostylis stenocarpa, 1419 nucleotides long. Lineage: Eukaryota; Viridiplantae; Streptophyta; Magnoliopsida; Fabales; Fabaceae. The record is from the annotation of a GenBank genome assembly.